Molecule: messenger RNA, 385 nt
Organism: Symbiodinium necroappetens
Lineage: Eukaryota; Dinophyceae; Suessiales; Symbiodiniaceae
Source: the annotation of a GenBank genome assembly
GCCAAGAGCUCGAGAUGCCCCUCCGCGGAAGGACCUCUGCCGAGGAGGCUCCGCUGCUCAUGCUGCUGGUGGUAGCACCCCGGCUCCGCCAGUGUCGGGGCUUGGGACUUUCCGGCCCAGUGCUGCAGCGUGCAGCGAGGAACUCAAGCGCUCCUUCGCCGCAUGGGCGUCGGAGGAAUCCGGACUUUCGGCUGAGGCACUUUCCACGCUACUGCGACUUCUUUGUCCCCGCGGAUCAGAGGCAGAGCAACAAACAGUGGUUGCAGAAACUAUGGCGGCAACCGCGGGCCCUCUGCGCAAAGUGGUGUCAGCCGACGAGUUCGUGGAGAAGCUGCUGCUCUUCGGGUCCGAGGCCGACCGUAGGGCUGAGGCUGCAGAACGAUGA